This is a messenger RNA of Cuculus canorus (common cuckoo), 4677 nucleotides long. Its product is annotated as retinol dehydrogenase 7. NCBI's taxonomy places the organism in Eukaryota, Metazoa, Chordata, Aves, Cuculiformes, Cuculidae. The transcript has 5 exons. Bases 290 to 1312 code for a protein of 340 amino acids. The record is from RefSeq and is a predicted model, not a curated record.
GGAGCAUGUACAGAAGAUUAAUACCAAGUAAGUCCCUAAGGCAGAAGCAUCACAGCACAAGUCAUUAUCAAAAGAAAGAAGAGGGGCUGUGCUUGUCAGCCAAUGUACAGCAAUCAAAAAGCACCACCAGAUACAGAAUUUCCAGAAAGAUUUUUCUGGAAAAACUGUCACCAUGCGGUCUUGGUGCACAAGUGUCUGAGUUUUACUUGGGCAGCUUCUACAUUCCAACAGUGGAAAUAACUGGCAAAGGCAACUUGUGAGCACCUGGAGUUACAGACUGAGCUUGUGGAUGUCUCCCCAGAAUCUCUCACUUUCAGACUCACUGCACAUAGCAAUUUUGGCUUCCAUAAUUUCUCUUAUAAUUUACUGGCUGGUCAGAGACAGUCGCAGGGUGGGAAACCUCAGUGGAAAGCACAUCUUCAUAACAGGCUGUGACACUGGACUUGGAAACUCACUGGCUAAAUGGCUUGACAAAAGGGGAUUUUGUGUCAUUGCUGCAUGUGCCACAGAAAAAGGAAGCCAAGAGCUACAGUCCUGCUCCUCACUCUUGCUGAAGACAGUGAACCUGAACUUAGCUGACUCCAACAGCAUUGCCAGAGCUGUACUGUUUGUGACAGAAGAGACAGCUGGUAAGGGGCUUUUUGGCUUGGUGAGCAAUGCUGAAGGACCAGCAGCAGCAGCAGCACCUACUGACUGGCUGAAGACUGAAGACUUCCGCUCGGUGCUGGAUGUUAGUCUGCUGGGAUUGAUUGAAAUCACGCUCAAGCUCCUGCCACUUCUGAAAAAAGCUGAGGGAAGAGUAGUCAAUCUAAUUAAUGCCAGAGGCCUCAUGGCUUUUGUAGGGGGUGGCUACAGCCUGUCCAAAUGGGGCAUGGAAGCUUUCUCUGACACCUUACGAAGAGAGAUGCAGCACUUUGGAGUGAAAGUAAGCAUUGUUGAGCAUGGCUUCUUUAAGGCAGGAGUAGUUAAUUCAGAUGUCAUCAAGAGAAAUCUGUUAAGACUUUGGAACAGACUGACUCCUGAGAUCAAGGAUUCCUACGGAGAAAAAUACUUUGUUGAAUAUACUAAAGCUCAAAGAUCAUCAGUGAAAAGGCUGUGUGACUCUGAUAUUUCUAAGGUCGUAAAAUGCACGGAACAUGCCCUGAUAGCAAAGUACCCCAGGACACGAUACAGAGCUGGAUGGGAUGCAAAGUUCUUUUGGCUGUUCCUCUCCUAUGCCCCAAGCUGUUUAUCUGACAUGCUGCUAUGUAUGACACUUCCAGCUCCAGCAGCGAGUAAGAGAACAGUUCCUGGAGUCCUAAUUAACAUUUAGUAUUAAACCAGUAUCAGCUCUGUGCAAAUAAAUAUUAUUCCUGUCAAAACCAGAAAACCAGACAUCCUUUUCUUUACCAGUUAUUAGACUGCUUAAAUUCCUUUCAGAAGACACUUUCUCCAAAGCCCAACCCCCAUCCCUCCUUACCUGGAAUUUCUGAGUUUGCAGAUAGGCUUGUAAAGGUAGCAUGUUUUUGAAGGUCAUUGUUUACACUCAGAAAUGAUACCUCUACAGUACUUGCAUCCAUAAAACUUUCACCUAAUAAUCUGCUUAAUACUACCCAUGCAAUAAAAGAAAUUUAAGUAAGAAAAAUUACAUCACUAAAAUAAUGUUUUUCAAGUAGACAUCAACCUAUAAGCCUGCUAGCGAACUUGAUAUGGCCUUUCAGAACACACAUCUUAUACACAUACCUUAUAGAAUGUAAUUAGAUUUAGUCAUCUAUUUCAUGGGAGGUUUGUUCAUGGGAGUUGCUAAACUUCACAAGCUUCUGAACACAAGACAUGAAAUCAAAUAAUAACAAUGCCCAGCUAUUGCAACAUAUUCCAAAAAUUACAGUUGCAGUAUUUGACAUAUAAUCUCCUGAUUAUUCAACUGUGUAGAGAUAAAACACGAGCUAUUUUACAGAUAUGCAAUUACAAGGAAAAUCAAAACUACAUUAUACUGUUACUAUGCAGAGUGUCGACUUAUACUUUUCUUCCUAGUAUCAGUAUAGUUUACAAGGACAUUAUUAAAAAUAACAUGCAUUCACAAUUAUUUCAUCCUCAGUGUGCUUUACAAGUUAAAGGGAUGAUUAUUUCACUCAUUAGAUGAAACAGGUCAUUAGUGUAUCUACUGACAACCAUUUUGACAGUACAAAAAGUGUGUUAAGAAUGGUAAAAUGUUAGUUGAGGUUACUGUGCCUCCUGUACACUAUUUCUAUCUGUUAAGCUGCUAGCCAGAGGCUCACAAACCGGUGUUCCUGGAGACAUUAAAAUUGAAGGGGUAAAGGUUUUAUUUGCUAAAGAGCUACACUGGUGAUUAAUCAUUAAUGUGCAAUUCAAUUCAGCUCACAAAAAAUACCAUGUGCAGGUCAGAACUCCAAAUGCAAGAAAAGGAGCUUCAGCACUUGUGUCUAUGAGAUGGAGGGGUGGGGGGUGUUACAUGCAGAAGAAAGGGACAGAAUGUAUGAAGUGUUCAGUAGCCUUUAAGUAUUUCACUGAGAUUCCAUUGUCUGGCAAAUGGCUUCAAGAAUAAAUUUAUUUUACUUCAUUUCAUGAUAAAUACUUGCAGAGAGAUAGUUCUCUCUAUGUGGCCUGACAGUUCUAAAAAGAGUGUACAUGGAAAAACUUAAUGGUAUGAAAUUUGUCAGCUGUAUAAGCAAUGGAUUACAGAGCAGUGCUGAGAUCUCUAAAAAUCAGCCUUCUUUGAGAGAGAAUGAGUCCAGAAUUCAAGAAUCCAAGCAGGGACUAUCCUCAUAUGGAGAAAAGAGUACAAAUUAAAAUAAUGAAGCUAGGAACAGAAACUAAAGCUUCUGUUGACCAAAGUACCAAAAGUUAAACUGCCCAUAAUCAGAAGGGUACACUGCAGUAUGUGACUGAGAGGAAGAGGCCCAGCUCAAGCUUAGGAAUCCUUCACCACUUGGUAUGUUAAACAGCCAAAUCUAUAUACUACCUACCUACACAGCAUUUCAGGGAUGGUUUUCUUCCACAUCUGAAUAGUUAGAGGUCUCUCCGAUACAUAUGGCAUAUUAGCAGUUUUCUCCAAAACUGGUUCCAAAUAUUUCUGUUGACGAAGACUAUUCACAAAAAUGAAGCUACUUUUUCUCGUGAUAUGCAGCUGGAGGCGAGUCUUGUGGAAACGUUAGCUCUGCCUUCUCGCUUUAAAAAAAGAUUAUCAAUACUUUCCUUAAGAACAAUAACCUGUCUUUUAAAGAAACCCUUUCUCAUAGCCUUACAGGUGUGUGUGCUGUGACCAAGAUACUAAGGAAUUUUCUACAUUAAAGCACUUAGAUAUGACAGUUAAUUGAACUAAGGUUUUAAUUGCUUAUGCCCAUACUACCUUGAUAGUCGGUCUCUUACAAUCAAUAACAAGAGCUUCCUGUCUCGUGGGCCAGCUUAUUUAAUGUGUGUAAUAGGGCAGUUUUCACAACUUCAGUGAUAUGACCUCAGUGAUGUUGUAUCAAGAACUUCAGACAGUUGUGUGAAGCAAUAAGCAUUACUCUUAUUUGAUUUUAUCUAAAGCACUGUUUUCGUCUCAGAGUUCACCGAACCCUCCACAACUGAAAAAAAGUACAUAGAGUCUUGACACAAAUUAUGGAAUAAGGAUGUGAUAAAAUAAUAUUUAUUAGAUUUAUUCAGCAGCAGCAUUUUCCAGUUGUAUUUUCUAAUCAAAGUACAUUACAAAGUAAUUAUAAGCAUUCUAAUAAGAAAUAGUAUAUAUCUUGAGAACUCAGAUAUAAAACAAUCAAAUAGCAGAAGUCUCAAUGAUUAUAACUUUAGGAAUCUUUAAAUUAUAAGAGUAGCUAGCCAGGAAGGCUGAAUAACAUGUUCCUGCAAUGGUACUCAGAGUUUUCUCAAAUGGUUCAUGUUAUGGAAACUACAUUGACUAAUUAAUAGAAAAGCUAAUAAGAUAUACAGUAUUUUCUGAUGGAAGGUUAUACAAAGACUGCAUUAGUACAAAUUGUUUCCCUUUCUAUUCAUGUCCACCUCAGGAAAUAAAUAGUCAAUAAAAUUAAAUUUUCACAUUAAAAAACCUGAAUAAUUUCUUAAAUGAACCAAUAUCUUUUGUAUUUUGCUGUUUAGAAAUAAGCUGUUAAAGAAAUCUAGCUACUUCAUUUAAUAGUACAAAUUACUUCGAGACUCCAGCCAAGAACAGAGCUAUUCCAUUGAUGAACAGGAGAAAAAUCUCAUUAAAUUAAGUAUUUGUGGCACUAAAUUCUAAAUAUAACAGAUCUUUUUAAGGAUACUAUUAAUGGAAUGGUGUUAACUGGAACCUAGAUAAAAAUUACAUGUCUUACGGAUUGAGAAGAAAUAAUUUUAUCUCAGGCAGCUAAAAUAUUGCAAGAACAACAUUUUGCACAGGUCACUAUUCAGCAUAAUGAUGCUGCAUUGACUCUUCCAUCUUUUGUUUAACACAAGAUAAACAGACACACCCAUUUUUACAUACAGUAGUAUAUAAAAAAGGUGAUAAAGAUGCCCAUAGCACCAGUCAAACUCUUAAAAGGUGCUGUUAUAAACAUAUACUCUAAAGAUCCUGUAAAUUGGUAAUGUUCCUAUAUUCGCCUUGUUUGGUUCUUUUUCACUUUAAGCAUUUAUAUAAUUCAUUUAUCCCUACAGAUACGACCAAUUCCAUAUAGAUUUCUACUAGCAACACCACUGAACAAGAUA